Molecule: messenger RNA, 909 nt
Organism: Aspergillus terreus NIH2624
Lineage: Eukaryota; Fungi; Ascomycota; Eurotiomycetes; Eurotiales; Aspergillaceae
Exons: 3
Coding region: 1-909 (302 amino acids)
Source: RefSeq, a predicted model, not a curated record
AUGGAAAACUACAAAGCAUUCAUGCGAUCGCCCCCAUUUCACUUUCUUAUUGGACCUGAUCGACAAAAGCUGACAAUCCACGCCGGUCUUGUUCAUGGAUUAUCCGCUCCUCUAGACUCUAUGAUUAACAACGGUUGCAUGACAGAGGCGACAUCCAGAACCGCUACAAUAGAGGACAUUGAUGAGGACACUUUUAUCGCUUUUUGUGAGUUUGGUUACAAAGGAAAUUAUACUACGCCCUGCCGGAAAGAACACGAGGACGAUAAUAACGCCGGUACAGAAGAUGGAACAAGAUUGAUUGAGAGAAGCACCCAACAGGCGGAACAGAAUCCUGGAUCAGAGCCACUGGAACAGGAACCAGAGCCAGAACCAGAACCUGUCCCAGUGUUGGAACCAGAAACGAUCUACUCCUAUAAGUGGGAUGCAUUGACUCCAAAGGCCCAAAGGAAAAAGCAUCGCUCGCCGCCCCCGCUAGAGAUUGAAAUCGAGAACUCGAUCUAUAUUCGGAGUCCAUAUGAACGGAGGUGGAGCAAAUUCAGAGGUCUUCGGUUUACUGGAGAUGAGGCUACAAUUUCUCCUAAUCCGGACCUUCUCGCCCAUGCGAAGAUAUAUAUUUUCGCGACACGAUAUCUUGUCGACACAUUACGAGAACAGAGCUUAAAGUCACUUCAUCGCGACCUCUCCGGUCUUUCACUCAGCGGGGAAACUAUACCACACCUCCUGGAUCUUCUUGAAUAUACAUAUGAGCAGACAGGCAGACAAGAACCAGGUGGAUGCUCUCUUAGAGAUCUAGUCACCCACUAUGUUUCAUGCGAAGUGCGGACGCUUAUUGAAAUAACCCGAUUUCGGCAAAUGUUGGAUGAGUAUGGAGAGAUGGCAUCUGAGCUUGUUGUAAAGCUCGUCCAAUAA